GAAAGAACGCUCCCUAUUAACCAGAUUUGUUUUUCGUUCGGAGCAAGUGUUUUUCGUGCAAUUUUCCCGCCAGGGACGCUCCAGGAUGGCAGAUGUAAGCUUGAUUGUCUGGGGGUCACCGGCGGUGCACCUGGAACCGGAUAUCAUCUACCGAAUUGGACGUAAAAAGGGUCUGGAAAUCAGCGUCGCCGAUGAGUCCAUGGAACUGGCCCAUGCCACCGCCUGCAUCCUCCGGCGCGGAGUUGUGCGCCUGGCCGCCCUGGUGGGCAAGAUAUUCGUCAACGACCAGGAGAAGUCAGUGGUGGACAUCGGCAAGGAGGACGCCUUUGCCGGCAAGGUCAAGGUGCGAUUCGGAAAUGUGGAGGCCAGGCUGGAUUUUAAAGAGGAAAACGAUGAGGACCAUGAUAGCAGCGGAUUUGGAGAAUGCCUUAAGGACAGGCAGAUCAACUCUACAAUGGACAGCUUCGAUAUACCUGAAACGCAGCCUCCGUCCGCCAAUUCGACAGCAAACACCACGGCAGACAGUUUCUUUAUACCCGAAACGCAGGCGGUUAACUUCCAAAGGACGUCGACCAGUGGAAAAGUGUCGCUGGGCGAUGACUUUAUGAUACCCGAAACGCAGGAUAUGCUGGCCGAACUUCCAUCUGUAGAGCCGCCUAGUGAUCCUGUCAUUAAUCACCAAGAUGUGUCGCUGGCUAGCGAUGCGGAGGACUCUUCCGCUGGCAGCGAGAUAAGGAUGUGCACCCAGGACUACAACGAGGAUGCCAUCGAUGACUUUGAUUCGUCGCAGAUUAUUUGUGAUGCUAUGCUUCCCUUGCCGCCACCAAGGGCUAAGGAAACUUUAGUGAAAAAAGAAGAUAAGCCGGAUCAACUGGACGCCACCGACUUUGAAAUGAGUACCUUGAACUGGACAGCUGGCAAUUCGAAAUGCGGUGCUCUGAGUAGCACCAAGGCGGAUGUAGAAGCAGCACCACCACGCGGUGAUGCCUGCAUUACUCCCGAUCUGAGCGCUCCCUCCGAGAGUCGUCCUAUCCACACACCCGAUCUGUACGAUCUCAUCUUGGGCAGUGAGCCGCGAGCAGGCUCCUGUAGUCCAGAUCCUUUUGUGCGACCUGCGGAGAGGGCAAAUGCAAGUGGCACACCGCAAUUUGGCGGCAUUAAACAGCUAGUUGUGGCCACCAUUGAGACGCCCACAGCAACGCCCGACAAAGAGGAUGCUGAAAUUAAUCAGGAUUUAGUAGCCACUCAACGAUUUCCAGGAAAUAAAUUGUUGGAAAGUGACAGUGAAGACGAUGAGGAACCAAAUCAAGAUUUCGUGGCCACUCAGGCGUUUAAUUUGGGACGUCGCCCUCAGUUGAACGAAGUUUCUGAGUCAUCAAAAGAUGAGGAACCAAAUCAAGAUUUCGUGGCCACUCAGGCGUUCAAUUUGGCGCACCCACAACCAAAGUCGAACAUUAACGAGACUUGCAACCAAGAUUUUAUAGCCACUCAAGUAUUUCCCGCCAAUAUUGGUGGUACCGGGUGUCAGGACUUUAUAGAAACACAGCCUUUUCAGGCGCUCAAUAUGAACUUUUUGAGUUUGCUUAACAAAGAAAACAUUCCAAGCGACAGUGCCAAAAAAACCUCAGGUUCAAAAUCCCUUGAUGAGAUAGAUGCUGUGCUUGACGAAAUGAUUUCAGGGAAGAUAGUAACAUCGCCUGUAAAUCCCAACGAAGAUGCAAUACAAUUCUUUAAACCCUGCGUGAUUAAGGAUAAGAAUCACUAUCAAAAGAUUUGUCAAAUCGAAGGGGUUUUCAGUGACAUUAGCAACAAAAGUCGUUGGCGUUCUGGAGAAACUAGCGGUGGCAGUCGCAAACGCGUAGCCAGAUCGGAAUCUCCUUCAGAAACCCCCAGCCGAAAAAAUCGACGAAUAUCAGAAGGUUCUCAAAGACUCGACAGUAAUUUGAGAAAGCGAAGGGCGAAUUCAACGGAUAAAAAAUCAGAACCUCUAAACAAAUCUAUUUGCAAAGAACAUGAAAUUGCCUCGAUUCCAAAAGAGAAAGAUAAGGAUGAUAAAGGUAUUGCUCCCUUCAAAUCGGUGGCCAAUAAAUGGCAAGCACGCAGAAGUCUCAUAAAUAACCGCUCCGAUACUCCUGGAAAAUCUUUAAAAAUCAAUCAAGUUGAGGCUGAGUUGCAGGACAAGUCUAAAGAUGAUCUAUCUACCAAAAAAGAAACUCGAAAGUCCGGUAGAAAAUCAAAGAACGUGGAGACAAAUAAGGCAGACACAUCCAAGGAUGUUCCUAGGAAAAUGACCAGAACAAGAAGCAAAACUGUCGAUGACGAUGAUGAAGUGCUUUCAGAAAAGGCAAAAAAACUCAAGAAUGCGAAUGACAAAGAUGUUAAGACUACAGAUGUGGAAAAACCUGUCAAGUCAACAAAAGGAAGAAAGGCCAAGACUGCGGAAAUCAGUAAACCAGACACAUCUAAAGAUUUGCCGAUGCCAGUGUCUAGAUCUAGGCGCAAAACCACCGAAGAAGUUGCUGAGACGUCUAAUGUAGACAAAGGAAAAAAGGCCAAAAAAGCUGAGAACAGUAAGGCCAACUUAUCUAAGGAUAUGUCGAAGCCAAUGUCUACAACUAAGCGACAAACUAGCGAAGAAGACGCUGAGAUGUCUAGUGCAGAAAAGGAAAGAAAGGCCAAAAGCUUAUCUAAGGAUAUGCCAAAGCCAAUGUCCAAAACUAGUCGCAAAACUAUCGAAGAAGAUGCUGCGACGUCUAGUGUAGAAAAUGAUAGAAAGGCCAGAAAGGCAGACUCAUCUAAGGAUAUUUCGAAGCAAACAACUAGACCCAAACGCAAAGUUAGCGUGGAACAUGUUGAGGCCCCAAAGGCAGAAGAAAACCCUGUCAAAUCUGAAAAAGUACGGAAGACCAGGAACUUAGAUAAAAACAAAGCGGACACAUCCAAAGAUAUGCCCAAAACGAUGACCAGAAGCAGGCGUCAAACUAUCGUUGAAGAAGCUGAGUCGGUCAACGAAGAUAAACCCAUGGAUAUUUCAUUAAAACGUGCAGUUGUGCGUUUACCCAGAGCAAGUUUAGAGCAAAUAGAGACCUCCUCAAAUAGUGGCGUUAGUUCCAGGGUAACUCGUGCCAAAUCUCGUUCUGCGUCCAUUGAGGAGCCAUCAACUAGCAUGGCCAAUCCCAAGGCUCCAGUUGUUCCUGCUCCAAGAGCAAAACGUGCUGUCAAAUCGGGUUCCGCCACACCGUCCGUUGACGAAGUGAUAGCUACCUCCGCCAGUGACAAAAAGCCUACAAAGUCAGCAGCAGUCAUUGAAAAUCCAUCAACCAGCUCUGCCCAAUCCAAAAAGGCUAAGAAGACCCUAAGUAACGAGGUAGUCCCUAUGAAUAGAUCAGGCGCAACCACAACUCGACUCAGUCAGCCUGAUCCUGACCCACUUAAAGCCUUUAAUCUUUAUGUGAAGAAGGCCAAAUCGAGUGGAAAAAUUAAGAUAGCCUUUACCAUGUGCGAUCGACCGGCGUUGCAAUCUGUUUUAAAAUCUUUGAAACAUGUGGUGGAGGUCACCGAAGAUCCGGCACAGUGCGAUCUCCUCAUCAUGGACAAAGGCGAGCGUACCUUCAAGUUUCUCAUGGCCAUUGCUUCCAGCAAACCUGUGCUGUCCACCAGUUGGCUGCAUUCCAUAAAGACGACCAGGAGCAUCGACGUGAAGGCAGAUCAUCUCUUUAGUGAUGCCAACUUCGAGGAGAAAUUCAAGUUCAAUCCACUGUCUGUACUCAAUCACUCACAUUUGCUGAGUGGCUUUCACUUUUUGCUCGGCGAAGACAUUAUUCCAGUGCCCAAUGAAAUGAAAGUCAUCAUUCAAAGUGCUGGCGGAAAGGUGCACAUUCAACCUCCUUCGCUGGCCUUCAGCGUGGAGCUGUAUGUGGUCACCACCAACAAGGACACCAAAUCCCAGCGGCGCCUGCGAAACCACGAUAACGUACAUUUCAUCAAAACUGAGGGCAUUAUGCAGGCGCUUGUGCAGCACAACGCGAAACUCCUGGACGAGCACAAGCUUAAACUUUAGGUGCCAUCAUUUGUAGAAUAGUUUUGACUUCUUUGCUUAGUCUUCUUUUGGAAUACUCAAGAAAUUGAUCCUAACUUUUCUCCACCAUAAUUUCAAGCUACAACAACAAAUCACAUCAUUAACGAGGAUAUCCCUGACUAGCACAAGAUCAAGCUUUAAAUUUAGGUUUUUGUUUCAUAUUUAAUUUUUUGUUUCAUGUUGAGGCAUAUUUAAUUGUGGCCAUGCAAAUUUAGUUGUACAAAUAUUGUUCCACAAUUAUCUCUGAAAUGGAGUGAUCCUACCUAAAACUACUCCAUCUCCUUGUAACUGGAUCCUCUUGCUAUAUUUUGUAGUAAGAAAUUGAUCCUCACCUUUUUGUGUCAUUUUUCAAGUCGUUCAUGAUUAACAUCAAAACAAAACAUCACAUUAUAACCGAGGAGAUUGCAGACUAGCACAAGAUCAACCAAUUUAGGAUUUUGUUUCAUGUUGGGGCCAACUUAAUUGUGACCAUUAAUAUUAAAUUAUCCUUAAAACUAGGUGAUCCUAGCAAAUACUACUACAACUUAUUUUGUUUCGAUCCCGUGGGUUUGUUGAUCUGCUGCUUCUUGUUAUAUUUUGUAGAAGGAAAUCGCUCCAAACUUUUUCAGACCACCAUAAGAUAACCAAUAUAAUAGCUUUAAGCCUAGGUUUUCGUUUGAUAUUUAAUUGUUUUCUCAUGUUGUGGGGCUAACUUAAUUGUGGCCAUGCUAAUUUAGUUGUACAAAUGAUUUUGCCUUUGUAUGGCCUGUCUAAUAAACAUCCUAUCUAAAAACUA
Messenger RNA from Drosophila elegans, 4853 nucleotides. RefSeq lists its product as uncharacterized. The record is from RefSeq and is a predicted model, not a curated record. The transcript is spliced from 11 exons. Lineage: Eukaryota; Metazoa; Arthropoda; Insecta; Diptera; Drosophilidae. The coding region runs from base 86 to 4060 and encodes 1324 amino acids.